AUGACCGGCCCGGCCCAGUCCGGCCCAGCCCAGCCCAGCCUGGCCCAGCCCAGUCCAGUCCGGCCCGGCCCAGCCCCCCCCCAGCCCAGCCCAGCCCAGCCCAGCCCAGUCCUCCAGUGCAGCUCAGUCAUCCCGGGAGGGGGUUGCGAGCGGGACGGACGGACAGGUGCGUCGCCGCGGAAACCGCCCUGCCCGCUGCCCUGCGAUCACGUGAGCCCGCCCCGGCCGCCCCCCGCGGACCUGCCCCUGAGGCCCGGCCACGCCCACGCCCCCGCCCCGCCCAGCGCGCAGCUGCUCCGGCUGCAGCAGCACCAGCAGCAGCUCCUGCAGCUGCAGCAGAGCCGGGAACGCCAGAGGCCGCAGGCGCAGGGGGGGAGAGAGCAGGGACGGCAGAGGCAGCGGGAGGAAGAGGAGCAGCCGAGGCAGCAGGAGGAAGAGGGGAAGGAAGAUGAGGAAGAGCAGCGCAGGCGGCAGGAGAAACAGGAGCAGGAAGAGGGGGAGGAGCGGAGCAGGCGGGAGCAGCAGGAGAAAAAGGAGCAGGAAGCGGAGGAACGGCACCGGCAGGAGCAGCAGAGGCAGUUGGAGCAGCAGAGGCGGGACCUCCUCCAGCUCCAGCUCCACCUGCAGCAGCAGCAGGUGGAGGAGCAGAAACGCAGGAGGCAGAUCUUGCAGUGGCAGCAGGAGCUGGAGCAGCAGCAGCAGCAGCAGCAGCAGAAACAACAACAACAGCAGCAGCAGCAGCUGAAGGCCCAGACCACGGUCCUGCUGUCCCCCUCCUCUGGCCUCUGCACCAUCUACGAGGCCAUGGAGACCAGCGAUGAGGAAGAGGAGGCUGAGGUAGAAGAGCUGGUGAAAGAAGCUGGACAGAGGUGUGAGGAGAGGGCCACGGAGGAAGAAGACGGAGGUGAAGACUCCCCCUCUCGCGGGGUCUCCGUCGCCCCCGAUUCGCCCAUAAUGCCCGAGCGUCCGGAGCAGCAGCGCCCAAUCCCGCCAGACAGCCCCCUGGCCUCCCCCUCCGGCGCCCCGCCCCGCCCGCAGCUGGACCUGGACUGGAGCAAGAAGGUGGACAUCGUCCAGCAGCUGAUCAACGAGACGCUGCUGCUGACGGGGGAGGGCUGCCCCCCCCUCCUGCUGCUGCCGGGCGGGGGCGGGGGCACCCUCAGCCCCCUGGAGAGCAGCCUGUGGCCCACCCUGCUGCCCCCGCUCACCCCGCCCUCUGCCACGGUCACCUCCGUCAGCAGCUUCUCCCCCGAGGACCAGGGAAGCUCCCCCCAGGGCGAGUGGACCGUGGUGGAGCUGGAGACCCAUCACUGA
Molecule: messenger RNA, 1314 nt
Organism: Anguilla rostrata (American eel)
Lineage: Eukaryota; Metazoa; Chordata; Actinopteri; Anguilliformes; Anguillidae
Product: putative mediator of RNA polymerase II transcription subunit 26
Exons: 3
Coding region: 1-1314 (437 amino acids)
Source: RefSeq, a predicted model, not a curated record